Racocetra persica is the source of this 222-nucleotide messenger RNA. The record is from the annotation of a GenBank genome assembly. Lineage: Eukaryota; Fungi; Glomeromycota; Glomeromycetes; Diversisporales; Gigasporaceae.
AUGGUAUAUGAUACACUUCCUACUGCUAGUGCUUGGUUAAAAAGAAACAAUCCUAUAUUUCGACAAUACGUAAACAUACCUAGUAUUAACUCAUCUUCACCAUCAGAUCUAUCGCCAGUCCUCUUACCUUUAGCAUACCAAAGAUAUAAAAGACUCAUGGCUGGAUUUAUAAAAUUGGACAACUUAACUUUACCUAUAUCUUAUGGCGAUCUCGACCUAGAA